UAUGAGGCCGAUAGAGCUCCGGGUUUUCACCGGCCCCAACUGACCGAUCCUCUCCCCGUCGCUCACAGCUGCAGAGGGGAGGCAACAUGCCUGCGGCCUGCAGGAAAGCGAGGGCGCUCUAUGUGGUGGUGAUGCUCAACGUGGUCAUCUGCGUCCUGAUGGGCGUGUUGUGGAACCUCGGGCGUGACAAAAGCAGCCGCCACGUGGUCCAAAUCCCAUCCAAGAGGUUUUGGCGCCGACAGGUGCUGAGCAAAUCGUUCUGGAACAAGGAGCAGCAGCGCCUGGACCUCAUCCACAACCCCAUCAUCAACUCUGCACUCUCCAGCAACUCUAUCAUCAAGCUGCCGGAUUGGCUGAACGACACCGGGCCACUCAACCCUUGCGAGCCAGACAACAGAGUCCCCACACAAAUCUUGGACUACAACUCCCUGCCGCGGCGAUUCCAGGAUUUUCUUUUGCACAUGCGCUGCAGGACAUACCCCAUGCUGAUAAAUCAGCCCCAUGUCUGUGAUGAUAAACCCUUCCUGCUGUUGGCGGUCAAGUCGGUGAUCCCACAUUUUGACCGUCGGCAGGCUAUUCGUGAAACAUGGGGACGGGCGGGCGUCUUAGCCAAUCGGACUGUGGCGACGGUGUUCCUGCUCGGCAACGCCAUGCCAGUAGACCACUUCCCAGACCUGUUGGGGAUGCUGGGCCACGAGGCGGACCUUCACAAAGACCUCCUACAAUGGGACUACAGGGACACCUUCUUCAACCUAACCCUGAAGGAGGUCCUCUUCCUGGAGUGGUUCAGCCAAAACUGUCCCCACGCCCGGUACAUCCUCAAGGGUGACGAUGACGUCUUCGUCAACACCUUGCGAAUCAUUGACCUCCUGGAGGGCCUGUCGGAGAACAAGGCCAAGGAUUUGUUCAUAGGUGAUGUUAUCAGUAACGCCGGUCCACACCGAGACCGAAAACUUAAGUACUUUAUCCCUGAGAGUGUGUUUGUGGGGCAGUACCCGCCCUAUGCAGGCGGUGGAGGAUAUCUGUACUCCGGGGAGUUAGCGCUACGCCUUUACAACAUAUCUGGACAGGUGGUCUUGUAUCCCAUUGAUGAUGUCUAUACAGGGAUGUGUCUGAAGAAGCUGGGUCUGGUUCCCGAGAAGCACACUGGCUUCAGGACAUUUGACAUUGCGGAGAAGUACAAGUACAACACCUGCAUCUACAGGAGCUUGAUGCUGGUUCACAGCCGGACGCCACAGGAGAUGUUGAAGAUCUGGCCGUGGAUUGUCCAUCCCGAGCUGGAGUGCCAGUGAACGCUUCAGUGAUUCUUUGAACUGUUGAAUGUUAUAAUCGAUUUCACUUUUUGAAUUAUUUUAAAUCCUGAAAUCCAAGCAAAACCUCUGCAUUAGUAUUUUAAAGUAAUUUAAAUAAUUUAUUAACUGUAUUUUCAAGUCGACUUUAUUUGUUUAUUGUUUUCUUUUCCAUAAGCUGUUUUAUAUUCACGUAAAAGAAAGUAUUCGUUGGAUCAGUGCUCUGAAAUGUUAAUCUUGUAUCUUCUUCGUAUUUGGCAAACAUCAUCCCUCGCUGCUGCUAAUGUCAGCAAGAUAGUAUGUGUCCAGGACACGUCACAGACCGAAGUCCAAGGUCCGCGCAUGCACGGUAACUAGACACGUACAAGCAUGAGGGCAGCAUGCAGCAGGCUCAUGUCAGUGUGUGGCAGGUUGAAAGGUUGCAUCUGCAAAGAUUCCCAUGUCUGGGACUCGUAAACGUCAUUGGACAACUGAAGACGGCGGAACAAUUGCAGAGUUGGUCAUGUCCGGGUUAAAGAUACCGUGCAUUGAUACUUCAACAUCCAUUACAUUUGGGUUUAAGCUGAGUGAUGGCCUUAGGCGGACGUGGCUUCCGUUUGUUUUGUUUUUUGUUUUCAGGUACUUCUGUAGCAUUUAGCGCUGAGUGGGAUGAUUCUGGAGCUUUUUGAGUGAAAUCCAAAUCUCUCACUUAAGACUUGGGUGUUAGCAUGAACUGUCUUUACGAGUCGGGGACUGGCAAUUACAGCAACUCCCGUAUGACAUGCUGAGUGUGCUACGUUACAUGCUACAAUGCUACCACUGCUCUGGUAACUUGGCAAUGCUGAUGUCUGUAUGUGUACACUUGGCAUGCGUGCAGGAAUUUAGAUCUAAAGAUCAGGUUCACAGUUUUUCAAGUCUGUCUUACAACAAAGGUCAGGUGCCCGUGCAACACUGAAAUAGUUUUUGCUUCCUGUCCCUGCUUGACAUUGAAAAGAUGCCUUCCUAUUUGGAUUCCAGCGUAUAAGAGACAAGAUCCACAGUCAUCGUUCGGUCAUGAAAAUGUAUUCAAAGGUUUAUCUAGAGUUAAUAUGAGGCAUCGUCUGCCUGAGUUUGUCAAGUCAAGUGGUUACCUUCCGAAGUUAGUACAAAACUCCAUCUAAUCAUUUCUAGUGUUUCUGUGCUGAGCUGCUGCUGAGGAUUAGCAACACAAAGAGGGAAUUUUCCAAUUAAAUAGUGCAAAUUUGUAAGAUAUCAACCUUUGAAUAUAUUUUGCACAGAACACAGGCUGUGGAGGAGAUUAGACAGAGAUCUGUAAAUGGCCUGUAUCGACAGGAGGAACGAUAACAUCGAGCAAAACCUGGUUCGUUGCUCAUACAGGCACCUGAUUAUUGUUUUACGACAGACUUGAAGAAUUCUGAACCUGUCCUUUAAGUUGUAGACGUAUCCCAUCAUGAACUGAGGAGCUGGACCGGGGGGGGGAUUUACCCUUUCUAGUGGCAUUAGAUCAAAAGUCAGGGAAACACCAACAGGAUUCAUCCAGCAUCAUAAAUGUCUCUGUUUCCAUGGCAGUCCACGCGAUAGUAGACCCGCAUUACCAUGUAGAUCAGUAGUAGAUCAGCAUUACCACGUGCAUAUGGAUUUAUUCUUGAUGUUUACAGCUGUUUCUUUAACUUGUACAGUGCUAAUAGACCCAGAAGAGAGAGAUGUUGGGCGAUGGUCUCGACCUCGGCCCGCGAUCUUCGCGCCGCAGCGGCAUUUAGUGCUUAGCUCGCUCUUUGUCAAGUAAAAGACUAGUAACAGAGACUGUUUACUGCAGCGAAAAAGCACCGCAGUUCCGAAACCUGCAACCGUGAACGAGAUCCACGCAGACCUUGGGAUGACCUCUGACCUUUGAGUUACAGAACUAACUGUCUUAAUGAGACUGUCUUUCCCAAAGCCGCAAAGACUGUUUCUGUGUUGAACUUGUGUUCAUACGUGAUACAAAGACAACAUAGGUUUCCACAGACUUUCUAAUUUCACAUUUGUACGGUGAUUCAGAAAUGCUCUGUGUUCAUUGUUUUUAACAUCCCAGCUGUAACCUUGCUGCUGUUACUGGGCAUUUAUCCUGUGUAUUUGUGUUUGUGUGUAUUAAAUAAGCAACAAAGUGAGUUUGGCUCACAUG
Molecule: messenger RNA, 3429 nt
Organism: Xiphias gladius (swordfish)
Lineage: Eukaryota; Metazoa; Chordata; Actinopteri; Istiophoriformes; Xiphiidae
Gene: b3gnt2a
Product: UDP-GlcNAc:betaGal beta-1,3-N-acetylglucosaminyltransferase 2a
Exons: 2
Coding region: 87-1292 (401 amino acids)
Cellular component (GO): membrane
Molecular function (GO): hexosyltransferase activity
Source: RefSeq, a predicted model, not a curated record